Medioppia subpectinata is the source of this 1650-nucleotide messenger RNA. Lineage: Eukaryota; Metazoa; Arthropoda; Arachnida; Sarcoptiformes; Oppiidae. The record is from the annotation of a GenBank genome assembly.
AUGUGGACAAAUUGUGACACAAUUUACAAAAACAAUUGUCGAGUGAAAGUCGACAAAUCAGUGGUCACUGAAUCUCAGUUGAAACAAUUGAAGGCCUAUGAGGUGAGAGUUUCCAUACCCAUCAUGUGUUCGCACGUUCCGAACCGACCACUACUUCGGGCACCGAUCGGCUCGCAGACAGCCAUCAAUGGUUACGGAAGCAAAACCUAUGGAUCUGAAGACAAAUCUACGGUUUUUAAUCACACGGACGCUAAUGUACUGAAUCUGGUUAACGAAACCGUUGAUACCAAUGAUGCCAUCGAUGGCAACGGUAUUACCACUGAGACAGUGAAUGGCCUGAAGCCUAUGAGGCGCGGCAGAAGAAGCAGUGGCCGCAAAAAACUAAAGACGGAUUCGAGUAGUAGUAGUAGUAGUAGUAAAACCAGUUGUAGUGAUGGCACGAAGAAUAAGGAGAACAAAUUGGGUGACAAUUCAGAGCUCUCGCGAGUAAUUGGUUUACCGAAUAUCGAUAACACGUGUUAUAUAAACGCUCUCAUUCAGGUGUUGCGAAUAACACCUGGAUUUCGACAAUUUGUUUGUUAUCUAAACAAAACCAUUAAAAGCCCUAAAUAUGAAGAUUUACUCGAAGAAGAAGAGAAACAAUUGGUUUCGUGUCUACACGACAUUUACUAUAAAUUCAGCGAAAAUGAGUUGAAAUGUAAAGAAGCGAAGAGUAGUGGCGCGACAAACGAGUCCACAAUCACUGCAUUUAUUGAUUGUCAACUAUUGAAAAAUCGAUUCCCAUUCGGUCAACAACAGGAUUGUCAUGAGUUACUCGAUUGGCUUAUCAAUGAACUCAACAGUUAUACGCAAACACUGUUCGGGAACAGGCAGUCCAACACUCAGGCCAACACUCGUGUCAUCUCAAACUCAAAGAGUCCAUACAAUACCCGACGAUAUUCAAGCGAUUUAAAUGCCGAAACAUUUCAGAGAUUCAAUGGAGUGAUGCUGAGGAGCAUUGAGUGCAGUGAAUGCCACACCUGUAGCCUCACUGACGACUCUUUCGCCGACAUUCAUAUCCCUCUCUGUCUUAAUGAUGACAGAAGUGGCGACAAAUCGGUGACAGACGUGGAAAUGCAGUCAUUCGCUGAUAUAAUCCAUAGAAAGGAUUAUUUAAAAGAUGACAAUAUGUAUAACUGUCACAACUGUCGCAAGAAAACAAACGCUUCGGUUAGAAAUACCAUUAAAGUUGCGCCACAAGUGAUGAUCUUAUUCAUGAAGAGACCGUUUGGAUUCACUUUAAAGGUGACCAGAAAUAGCGCAAAACCUCCGCCAAAAAAGGUGUUCAAAGUGCCGCUUAAUAUCGAUUACACUCUUAACGAUAGUGUCAUUAAAUACUCAUUGUAUGGGUUUGUUGUGCACACAAUGGGAUCCAAUAUAAACAACGGCCACUACUAUGCGGUCAUCAACUCAUCGCACGAAGAGACCAGUGUUCACACCAGACGUCUCAACGACUGCAUGUGUGGCCACAAUAUACUCGCAAACAACGACUGGAUUAAAGCCAAUGACAAUAAUAUCAUUAAGUUUAGUGAAACAAGACUUCAUUCGUUGUUAAACGACGACAGCAUCGCUUCGACCGCUUAUUUAGCUUUUUAUCGACAAAUUGAAUGA